Molecule: messenger RNA, 1650 nt
Organism: Leptosia nina
Lineage: Eukaryota; Metazoa; Arthropoda; Insecta; Lepidoptera; Pieridae
Source: the annotation of a GenBank genome assembly
AUGGAUAAUAAAGAAAAACUAGAUAUAGGAACGGCAUUAGAAGCGGUCAUAACCAGUGUUGGAGAACUAGGAUGGUACCAGCGGUUACUGUUCCUUGGUAUGCUGCCUUUUGGCUUUGCUUGGGGGUUCACCUACUUCGGCCAGAUGUUUAUAACAGCUACACCGCAGGAUCAUUGGUGUCGGGUUCCUGAAUUAGACGUACUCAGUGCUGAACUAAGGAGAGCGCUCUCGACACCCAAAACGGGUGACUACAACGUAGAUAACUGCAUGAUGUUCGAUGCGAACUGGACAGAAAUUUUGGAGACGCUUCUUCCACCCGACCCUGAAACGCCGCUGGUUGCGUGUAGACAAGGAUGGGAAUUUUUGUAUAAUGACAUUCCUUAUUCUACUAUUGUUAGCGAGCGCGAAUGGGUCUGCGAUAAAGCGAGUUAUGUGCCUUGGGCACAAUCCAUAAGUUUCCUAGGUUCCAUAAUCGGAGGAAUCCUGUGUGGGAUUCUGGGCGACAGAUAUGGUCGUGUGCCAGUUUUAGUUUUAUCCAACACUUUUGGUAUCAUUGGCAACAUCGCCACGAUGUUCACAAAUUACUUUUGGGAUUUCGCAAUUUGCCGUUUUAUUUCUGGGCUGUGUGUUGGGCUGGGCUGGGACAGUUGUUUUAUCCUUAUGUUCAUAUUAGUGUUAGAAUAUGUUGGCACAAAAUACCGAACGCGUGUGGCAAACCUUUCCAUUGCAUUUUUUUUCGGCGGAGGCUGCAUUAUUUUACCUUGGAUAGCCAUGUGGAUCUCCGACUGGAAGAUUUUCAUCGUGGCAACGUCGAUACCUAUGGUUUUCGCCUUUUUCGCUCCUUUUGUUGUUCCAGAGAGUGCGAGAUGGUUAGUCUCCAAGGGCCGGAUAGAUAAGGCGAUUAAAGUCCUGAACAGAUUUGAGAAAAUUAAUGGAAACCAAAUACCACAGAAUGUCAUGGACCAGUUUAUUAAUGCAGCUCGUACUAAGCAAGAAGAAGAAAAGGGUUUAGGCUUGAUAUUCCAGACGCCUCCGCUUCGUAAAAUGGUGAUCUUCCUCAUUAUAACUUUUGUAGCAGUUGCUGUGAUGUUUGACUGCAUUAUUAGACUUUCUGAAAAUUUGGGACUUGACUUCUUCCUAACUUUCACAGUAGCAUCAGCCACUGAAAUACCAUCUAUAUUUGUCUUGCUUCUGCUGUUAGACAGGUUAGGUCGUAGAUGGUUAGUCUUUUUACCAAUGAUGGCUGCUGGAAUACUGUGCUUUGUAACUGCUUUUGUACCAAGAGGAAUAAUAUCUGUAGCGUUGGCCGUAGCAGCCAGGUUCUUCAACAACAUGUCAUACGUGAGUGUAAUCCAAUGGACUCCAGAAUUGUUGCCGACUGUGGUGCGGGCUUCUGGAGCCUCCUUUGUACACAUAAGCGCUUUCGCUGCUGUAUUAGUAACGCCAUUUAUUGUUUACUCUGAUCGAGUUUGGGAAGGCUUAUCGCUGAUUAUUGUAGCUGUUGUCGGCCUUAGCGGUGCAACCCUCGCUUUACUAUUACCAGAAACAAAAGGUAGGCGAAUGCCGCAGACUUUGGAAGAGUGGGAAACUUUGUCCAAGCCGCAAGCCAAAAAGAAUUUGGCUUCGGUGGAGUACAUCGACACUAGCUGA